GCGCUCAUGAUGCGCGCAUGCGCAGAUCACAUUCCUCCCGAGCAGCACUGUGGUACUGAGCAGAGUCUUGCUAUGAGUGCCAAAGCAGACCUGGAUGUCUUGCCACAUGAUGCAGAUGUCCCGUCUGAAAGCAGCGUCGCUCACGCUCCCAAUGACAGUUCUGCACAGUGGCUGAAAACCCAGGAUACUUCCACAAUCAUUUUUCCAGCUUCUGCGCAUCCAUUGCCAAAAGUGGAGCUGCCUCCAAAUGCAAUCACGGUGAUUAAAGGCAGUGAACUGGAGGCCGCAUCACUUCCUGCGCAGGUUGGAGGGACGAUUGUCCAUGUUCUGGGCUGGAAGGAGGGAAUGGCCAUCUUUCCUGGAAGCAAUCUGAAGGUGAGCAAAAUGCCUGCGUCUGUGUGGACCCAUAUACGAGAUCAUGCAAACAGUGUCCUUUGCAUGCAUAACUAUGUAACAGUUGUCUCUGUAGGUUCAGCAGAGAGUAAGCUAGAGCUGUGGUCCUGGCCGCAGUAUCUAGAGCAGCAGAAAGCUGUGGCCGCUCCAGCCAGACUCUUCCAGGAGACCCAGAGGGUUCCCACGAUUAAGAACAGCUUCAGACAGGGGAUGAAGUUAGAAGGCAUCGACCCCCAGCACUCCUCCAUGUAUUUCGUCCUGACCGUCGCUGAGGUCUGUGGCUUCAGAUUACGCCUUCAUUUUGAUGGCUAUUCUGACUGCCAUGACUUCUGGGUCAGCGCCAGCUGCCCUGAUAUUCAUCCCGCUGGAUGGUGUGAGAGCACAGGACACAAGCUCUACACCCCAAAAGGAUGUAAAGAAGAGGAGUUUUCUUGGUCCAACUACCUAAAAAUCACCAGAUCACAAGCCGCACCGAAGGAGUUGUUCUGUAGCUCAGUCAGACCAGAGACAGACUGUGGGUUUGAGGUGGGGAUGAAGCUGGAGGCCGUGGACCGCAUGAACCCCUCUCUCAUCUGUGUUGCCACGGUAACAGACAAAGUCGACAACCGCUUCCUGGUUCACUUUGAUAACUGGGACGACACGUAUGACUACUGGUGUGAUGCUCACAGCCCGUACAUUCAUCCCAUCGGCUGGUGUCAGGAGAGGGGCCUGCCGCUGACGCCCCCUCAGGAUUAUCCUGACCCUGACAGGUUCUCGUGGGAGAGGUAUCUGGAGGAGACGGGCUCGACGGCGGUCGCUCCUGAAGCCUUCAGAGUGCGCCCCUCCCACAGCUUCCAGGUGCAGAUGAAGCUGGAGGCGGUGGAUAAGAGGUGUCCGGGCCUGAUCCGCGUGGCUAUGGUGCAGGAGGUCGACACUUACAGAAUCAAGAUUCAUUUUGAUGGCUGGAGUCACUUGUAUGAUGAGUGGAUGGAUUCGGAUCAUCCGGACAUCCACCCUGCGGGCUGGUGUGAGAGCACAGGACACCCCCUCAAACCUCCACCCUGCCAGCACACCGCCCAGAAACCCGGUCUCCGGGAGAGCCUGACAGCCCCGCAGCCCAGCUUCUCCUCCAUGCCUUGUAAAAGUCUGCCUCAGCCACGCAGCACCUCCAAAUACAGCUUCCACCACAGAAAGUGCCCUACUCCAGGAUGUGACGGGUCAGGUCAUGUGACUGGCCGCUUCACAGCGCAUCACUGUUUAUCUGGCUGCCCAUUGGCUGAGAGGAACCAGGGCCGGCUUAAAGCGGAUCUCUCUGAUACAGAAGGAUCCAGACGUAACCUGCUGGUCUUCGGCCAGAGAGCAAAAAAAUCGCGCUACCAUGGCAGGAUUGGUCGCCCUCCUAAAUAUCGCAAAAGUCAGCAAAGAAAUUGUGAGAACAUGAUGUCGGAGGGAAUGUACUCGUCUCUCUUCAUGACAGCCUUUACAGCAAACUCGGACCGAACUCUGUCUCUCUGCUGGGAGCAGCACUGUAAGUUACUGCCUGGCGUCGCAGGAAUUCAUGCAGGUCAAGUAUCUACCUGGACUAUAGAGGAGGUCUUUGGAUUUGUCAAUAAUCUUAUUGGUUGCGAGGAGCAGACCCGAAUUUUCAAAGAUGAAAUGAUUGAUGGAGAGGCGUUCCUCCUUCUGACUCAAAAUGAUAUUGUGAAGAUCAUGAAUAUAAAGUUAGGACCAGCGCUGAAGAUUCACAACGCCAUCUUAAUGUUCAAAAGCACAGAUGAAGGCCUGAAGUGAGCAGCUCAUCCUCAGACUCCUCGUGCCGCACUGUCCAUUCAGAAUCUGCCAUCGAUCCCAUGUUUGGUGUUUACCGUCUGAACCCACCAGAGAGAGAGAGAAGUCCAGGAAAUAUCAAUGACAGAGCAGCCCAGCUGAGCUUCGACCUUGCUUUAUUUCAAAAGUGAAACGACACGUUCUGAUAAAUAACAACUUGAUCUGAAAGCACGUUUUUUGUAUCUGGAGGGCUAACUGAAAUCUACAUUAGUCCUCAGCAUGUAGUGGUGAAAUCGGUGCGCAGAAAUAUCAGGGCAGAUUUCAGUCGAUUUGUGCUAUACUGUGCCCUUUAUUCAAUCCCUGAUGAUUUUAUGCACUUUACAUGAAGAGCCUCUGUCCUUUAGACAGUCCGCUUUCUGAGCCAACUCUGACGAUUGCUUGGGGACCAUUAACAAUAUCUGCCCUCAAACAAAGUGCUGACAUUGUAGUGUUGAAUGAGAUUAUAGUUUUAAAUGAGCUAUUUUACGGAGAUAGUUUGGAUCGUCAUAUCAGUGUAAUUAUUUUUCAGUUGUAUGAAUGGAAACCCAGAGGGGUAAAUAGUAGUAAGUUAAGCGAGGUCAGGUUUUUAGGUGAUCUAUGUUUCUCUCUCUGAUGGGAAAAUUUUAAUAAUGUACAGUUGAGUAACUGUGUCGUUCAGUUCAUCAACAUGAAUAAAUGUUUAAGUACUGUAGUCUGGCUUCUGCUUGUGUUUAGUGGAGUUUGACAAACCCCUGAAUAUGUAAACUUGUGUAACGAGAGAGCUUGAUGAGGAUUUCUAAGCAACUAGAUUCACAAUUUUCAUCUGGCAUUUCAUCUGAAAGCUAGAUCUAAUGAACGAUUGGCAAACAGCUUCACAAAGUUGUGUGGUUGGAGCUACAGCUCUCGGUCAGUUUCUUGUUAGUAUACAGUGCUCAUCAGAUUACAACAAUUUACUUGUAAUUCGAUUAAUUUAUUUUAUAAUCAGAUUA
This is a messenger RNA of Sinocyclocheilus grahami, 3146 nucleotides long. RefSeq names its product lethal(3)malignant brain tumor-like protein 1. NCBI's taxonomy places the organism in Eukaryota, Metazoa, Chordata, Actinopteri, Cypriniformes, Cyprinidae. Gene Ontology annotation, cellular component: nucleus. Gene Ontology annotation, biological process: negative regulation of DNA-templated transcription. The transcript has 18 exons. Gene Ontology annotation, molecular function: histone binding; chromatin binding; zinc ion binding. The coding region runs from base 7 to 2163 and encodes 718 amino acids. The record is from RefSeq and is a predicted model, not a curated record.